UCCUGCUGGGCAGUGGGGUGGACAAAGCAAGGCAAGAAUGAUUGCCUUGGAUUGGCCCAUCUGCUGUCACUUCUGUGACCAUCAAGACAAGGAGAAGAAGGAGUUGGUGUCAUUUGAAGAUAUAGCUGUGGACUUCUCCUGGCAAGAAUGGCAAUACCUUGAUAUUGUUCAGCAAACCCUUUAUAGGGAUGUGAUGCUAGAAAACUACAACAGCCUGGUGUACUUGGGGCACUGUAUGAGCAAACCAGAGUUGAUCUUCAAGUUAGAGCAAGGAUAUGCACCAUGUAGUGUACCAGAAAGCUCAGCUCAGAGGCAUCCAGCAGAAUUAAAACCUCAAAAUGCUCAGACAUCUGAGAAACCAUAUGAAUGUGAUGGAUGUGAGAAAGCUGUCUUCUGGAAGUCACAGCUCACUCUUCACCAGAGAACUCAUACAGUUGGGAAGCCAUAUGGCUGUGGGGAUGCUUUUCUGAAGAAGACAAAUUUCACCAUUCAUCAGAGAACCCAUACAGGUGAGAGACCACCUGAAUAUAAUGAAAAUGAGAAUACUUUUCUGAAGAACUCAGGUUUCACUAAUCAUCAGAGAACUCAUUUGGGUGGCAAACUGUAUGAAUGCAAUGGAUAUGGAAAUGCUUUCUUCUCUAAGUCACAACUAAGUGUGCAUCAGAAAACUCACACAGAUGAGAAGCCAUAUGCAUGUAAUAGCUGUGAGAAAACUUUCUUUCAGAAGUCACAUCUCACCAUUCAUCAGAGAACCCAUAUAGAUGAAAAAUGUUAUGAAUGUAAUGAAUGUGGGAAUGCUUUCUCUCAUAAGUCACAAUUCCACAUUCAUCAAACAACACAUACAGGUGAGAAACUGUAUGAAUGUGGAAGAGAUUUAUUUUAUAAGUCCCAACACACUGCACAUCAGAGAAUUCAUACAGGUAAGAAACCAUAUGAAUGUACUGAAUGUGGGAAAGGUUUCUCUCAAAAGUCAUACCUCGCCAUUCAUCAGAGAAUACAUACAGGUGAGAAACCAUAUGCAUGUAAUGAAUGUGGGAAAGCUUACUUCAGUAAGUCAACAUUCAAUGUGCAUCAGAAAACUCACACAGGUAAGAAACCAUAUGAAUGUAAUAAAUGUGAGAAAGCUUUCUUUUGUAAGUCACGCCUCACCAUUCAUCAGAGAACACACACAGGUGAGAAACCAUAUGGUUGUAAUCAAUGUAAGAAAGCUUUCUCUAAUAAAUCAAACCUCAUCAUUCAUCAGAGAACACAUACAGGUGAGAGGCCAUAUGAAUGUAAGGUAUGUGAGAAAGCUUUCUCUCAUAAGUCACACCUCACUACUCAUCAGAGAACACAUACAGGUGAGAAACCAUAUGAAUGUAAUGAAUGUGGGAAAGCUUUCUUCUACAAGUCAACACUCAGGGUGCAUCAGAAAACUCAUACAGGUGAGAAACCAUACAAAUGUAAUGAAUGUGAGAGAGCUUUCUUUUGUAAGUCACGCCUCACCAUUCAUCAAAGAACACACACAGGUGAGAAACCAUAUGGUUGUAAUGAAUGUGAGAAAGUUUUCUCUAAUAAAUCAAACCUCAUCAUUCAUCAGAGAACACAUACAGGUGAGAAGCCAUAUGAAUGUAAUGAAUGUGAGAAAGCUUUCUCUCAUAAGUCACACCUCACUACUCAUCAGAGAACACAUACAGGUGAGAAACCAUAUGAAUGUAAUGAAUGUGGGAAAGCUUUCUUAAACAAGUCAACACUCAGUGUGCAUCAGAAAACUCACACAGGUGAGAAACCAUACAAAUGUAAUGAAUGUGAGAGAGCUUUCUCUUGUAAGUCACACCUCAUCAACCAUCACAGAACACAUACAGGUGAGAAACCAUAUGGAUGUAAUGAAUGUGAGAAAGCUUUUUCUCAGAAGUCACACCUCAUCAACCAUCAGAGAACACAUACAGGUGAGAAACCAUACGGAUGUAAUGAAUGUGAGAAAGGUUUCACUUCUAAGUCACAACUCACCAUACAUCAGAGAACACAUACAGGUGAGAAACCAUAUGGAUGUAAUGAAUGUAAGAAAGGUUUUUCUUGUAAGUCACACCUUAUCAUACACCAGAGAACACAUACAGGUGAGAAACCAUAUGGAUGUAAUGAAUGUGAGAAAGGUUUCUCUCGUAAGUCACACCUCAUUAUUCAUCAGAGAACACAUACAGGUGAGAAACCAUAUCAAUGUAAUGAAUGAGGCAAUUUCUCUGGUAAAUCACAACUUACCACUCAUCAGAGAACACAUACAGGUGAGAAACCAUGUGGAUGUAAAGAAUGUGAGGAAACUUUGUACCAUAAGUUACAACUCAUCAUUCAUCAAUGAAGACAUACAGGUGAGAAACUGUGAAUAUAAUGAUUGUGGGAGAGCAUUUGAAGUUACUUCACAUCAGAAAAUAUACACAGGUGCAAAAAUACAUGCAUGCAAUAGAUAUGAGAAAUCUUUCUUAAGGAAAUCACACCGCACCACAUUUGGGUGAGAAAUCAUAGGAAUGUAAUGAGUGUGGGAUGGCUUUCAUCCAGAAGUCAACCCCUUCACUAUUCAUCACAGAAUUCUCAUAAGUGAGAGCCAUAUGAAUAUAAUGAAUGUUGGAAAGCUUUCUUCUCCAAGUUACCAAUCACCAUACAUCAUCAAAUUUACACAGUUGGGAAGCUGACUAAAUAUGUGAAUACUCUCUUGUGGAAGUCACACCUUAUCAUUCAUCACAAAACUCAGAGUUGUGAAGCCAUAUUAAUGUAAUGAAUUUGAAAAAGCUUUCUUCUGGAAGUCAAAUGUAACUAUACACCAGAGAAUUCAUAGAGACGAUAACCCGUAAGAAUGUGUUUAAUGUAGCAAAGCUUUCUUCAAGUCACAAGUCACUAUACAUUAGGAACUCUUGCAGUUGAGUCGUCAUAUGGGUAUAAUAAAUGUAAAAAGGUUACCUACUGGAAA
Messenger RNA from Jaculus jaculus (lesser Egyptian jerboa), 2941 nucleotides. Its product is annotated as zinc finger protein 260-like. Gene Ontology annotation, molecular function: DNA-binding transcription activator activity, RNA polymerase II-specific; RNA polymerase II cis-regulatory region sequence-specific DNA binding. Gene Ontology annotation, biological process: regulation of transcription by RNA polymerase II. Gene Ontology annotation, cellular component: nucleus. The record is from RefSeq and is a predicted model, not a curated record. Lineage: Eukaryota; Metazoa; Chordata; Mammalia; Rodentia; Dipodidae.